This is a messenger RNA of Dunckerocampus dactyliophorus (ringed pipefish), 4503 nucleotides long. Its product is annotated as magnesium transporter NIPA2-like. The record is from RefSeq and is a predicted model, not a curated record. Gene Ontology annotation, cellular component: membrane. Gene Ontology annotation, biological process: magnesium ion transport. Gene Ontology annotation, molecular function: magnesium ion transmembrane transporter activity. Bases 95 to 1417 code for a protein of 440 amino acids. NCBI's taxonomy places the organism in Eukaryota, Metazoa, Chordata, Actinopteri, Syngnathiformes, Syngnathidae. The transcript is spliced from 9 exons.
AGGACGAGGACUGAACUGAAGGAGCUGAAGGCCCCGCUGACACAUUCCAGGAUGCAAGCGAACAACAUCUCAUGCGGACGUGGUGAGGGUGGGGAUGAGGACUAUGGCAGCACAAAUGAUAACAAAGAUAAUGCUAACACUGAUAAUGAUAGUGAUGCUAAUGUUCAUUGUUGCUAAAGUAAGACUUUUGUCAUUCGUGUCUUUCAAGUCCUGGCAGUUCAAGCGUGUAUUUGAUGACAUUAGGUCUCGUGACCUGUUGUGUCAACAUGAGGACCGCCCUGGUCAAACAGAUGUUCUGACCGGCAGCUUCUACAACCAGUGGGCCGGGCUAACGCUGGCCCUGCUCUCAGCCAUCCUGAUUGGUGGCAGUGUGAUCCUAAAGAAGAAAGCUCUCCUGCGAUUGGCCACCAGGGGGCAAACUAGAGCAGGUGAAGGAGGUCAUGGCUACCUGAAGGACUGCUUGUGGUGGAGCGGCCUGCUGACCAUGGGCGCUGGCGAGGCCUGUAACUUUGCGGCCUACAUGUUCGCCGCAGCCACGCUGGUGACACCAUUGGGCGCUCUGAGCGUGCUCGUCAGUGCACUUCUGUCCUGGUUCCUGCUGGGGGAGGUAUUGAACGUGUUGGGGAAGCUGGGAUGUCUUCUUUGUGUGCUGGGAAGCGUCCUGUUGGUGAUCCAUGCGCCUCACGAACAGGAAGUGACAUCACUCCAGGAAAUGAGUACCAUGCUGCUGCAGCCCGGUUUCGUGGCAUUUAUGUCGUCCGUGUCCCUGCUGUGCGGUGGCCUCGUCUGCGCCUCGUGGUUGGCGCCCGGCGUGGCGCGCUCCAACGUGCUACUCUACGUUGCCAUCUGCUCCCUGCUGGGAGCCUUCACAGUGUCGUCUGUCAAGGGCCUCGCCAUCGCCAUCCGCAGCGUGGUCCAUGAUGUCUCCGUGCUGUCUCAUCCUCUCACCUGGAUCCUGCUGCUCACCCUCCUCGUCUCCAUAGUCAUGCAGGUGCACUACCUGAACAAGUCUCUGGACACGUUCAAUACGCUGCUCGUCUACCCCGUCUACUACGUCCUCUUCACCUCCGUUGUCCUGUCCACAUCCGUCGUCCUCUUCCGCGAGUGGAACAAGAUGGAGGCCGUGGAUAUCGUCACGACGAUUGGCGCCUUCCUGGUCAUGGUGGUGGGUGUGGCCAUGCUCCAGCUCUUCAGGGAUCUGCAGGUUACCGUGACAACACUGACCAAUCAGCUGGCUCAGUCUGUGGAGAGGGAGGAGGUUGCAGAUGCAGUAGCGGACAAUGGGGGAGGAGCAGUACGAGGACGAGGAGGAGGUGGGGCUACCAAAGAGGAUAAAUACACACUGAUGGACAACAUGGUGGUGGACAAUCGUCCUCCAGUGGCCAAUGAAGGACUGACAGUCUUCAUCAUCAGCUGACUCCUUCAAGGUCGUACUCAAGGUCACAUACUCUGCAUACUAACGUAAUGUCAUUUUUAAAUACCUUUUGUCAUACUGAAAAACUGGACUUUGAUUCUUGAAUGCGUGUCAGCUGGCAUGUUAGCAAGCGCGUUAGCUAGCAUGUUAGCAAGCGCGUUAGCCAGCGUGUCAACAAGGAAACGUGAUGACGUUACUUGAAACAUUUUUAUUAGCAUUUCUAAACAAGCACGUUCAUGUGAAAUUCAUUCCGAGAAGCACAAACAAGAACAAGCUUAUGGUGAAAUAUUCAAAUCAGUAUGCUAAUUAGCUUAAUUGUGAUUGGCCCAAAGACAAAUGGUCGGGGCAAAAGGUUGCGUUUAUGAGUCCUUCAGUGAUGCUGUGACAAAGAAGAAGAAAAAGGGGAGACGGAGGAAAGAGAGGAGGAAGAAAAAGAAAGAAAACAGGAUGAGAAUGAAAGGAAGAAGAAGAAGAGGAAAGGAAAGAGAAGAAAGGAAGAAGGAACCAGGAAGAGGAAAAACCAGAGGAAGAAGGAGAAAAAGAAUGGAAGAAGAAGAAAGGAAGAAGGAGAAGAAGUGUGUUGCCUUCAGGUGCACUCAGUUCACCUGUGCUGCCUCCUGUAAUCCUGCUGCAUGAUUGUCAGGCAGCUGCAUCCAAUUAGGUGUCUUGGUGCUGGUCACAUGACAUUGGAGGACAAUCCCAAACUCGCAGCUUUACUCAUGCAUGGUAAACCUUGAGUGCCGGACCUUGGCAAGUCAUGCGCCACCACGCGGCCGUUCUCGCCCACCAGCCCUGAAGCCCCGCCUCCUCCAAACCUGCCUGCUGUGACCCCGCCCCCUGCGAGCGCCAUUGCUCCCAGGCCGCUGCUCAACAUGGCGGCGUCAAUCAGCUCCUGGAAGAAACCACACCGACCACAUCAGCUCAGUGGAGGCCGCUGAGUGUGUGUGUGUGAGUGUGUGUGUGUGUGUGUGUGUGUGUGAGUGUGAGUGUGUGUGUGUGUGUGCUCCCAUUACACUAAUGAUGUGUGUGCCUCCAUGGACACUCGUCAAGGUGAUUGGAACAAACAAAUCCCAACUUGCUUCAUUUGCUCCUCGUAUCUGACUUUACUUCAUCCUCAUCUUCAUCUUUUAUGUUGUCAUUGCUCAACAACACUGCAGUCCUACAACACACUUCUCCUCAUGUGUCCACCAUCCCAACAUUCAUCAUCCUUUCAUUUAUUAUCCAUCCAUUCAUCAUCCAGCCAUCUAUUUGUCAUCCAUCCAUCUCUCCAUCAAUCUAAUCAUCAUCCAUUCAUUUACUAUCCAUCCAUCUAUUCGUCAUCCAUCCAUCCACUCAUCAUUCAUCCCUGCAUUCAUCAUCCAUCCAGCCAUCUAUUCAUCAUCCAUUCAUUUAUUAUCCAUCCAUUCCUCAUCCAGCCAUGUACGGUAUUCAUCAUCCAUUCAUCAUUCAUCCAGCCAUGUAUUCAUCAUCCAUACAUCCAUUCAUUAUCCAUGCAUCCAUCAAUCUGGUCACCAUACAUCAUACAUUCAUCCAAACACCAUCUGUUCAUCCAUCUAUUCAUUCAUCCUCAUCUGUUCAUCCAUCCAACCAUUCAUCAUCCAUUCAUUCAUCCAUACAGCCAUCUAUUCAUCAUCCAUUCAUUAUCCAUCCAUCUGGUCACCGCCCAUACACCAUCAUCUUUUCAUUCAUCUAUCCAUCAUCCAUUCAUUAUACAUUAAUCCAUCCAUCUAUUUAUCCAUCCUCCAUCUAUUCAUUUAUCCAUCCAUCCUUUCAUCAUCCAUUGAUCCAGCCAUCCAUUCAUUCAUCUCUUCAUUCAUCCAUCCACCCAUUCAUUCAGCAUUCAUCCAUCCAUCCAUCCAUCCAUCCAACCAACCACUACACUAUGACGUCUUAUCAUGAGUGUUAAGCCCCGCCUACGCAGAGGAGGUCAUGAGUCACCUUCAUCCUUUUGGACUCCAAGCGCGACUUGUAGCAGAACUCCAGCAGCGCCACCAUCAUGGCCAAUCCCAGUCCUCCAAUCAGGAUGUAGAAGACGCCUGCCACGUUGCUCAGGCUGAGAGCGCUGGUCUUGUCCUAUCAGAACAGAGAGGUGGGGUCGUAGCGUUGAUGCAACUUCCGAUUUCUCGUGACGGCCUUAUUAGCGCGUUGAUUUAGCAUUCUUAUGUAUUUAGCUUUCUCUGUCUCCAUGGUAAUAGAUUACAUUUAAUGAGGGGGCGUGUCCUGCAGGAGGAGGCGUGCAUACAUACAAAAAGUAUCUCUUGUUUCAUUGGCUGGCGAUGACAUCGCUGCUCUUUUGUCACAUGCAUGACCUCAUUAGCAUGCAGCUCUCGGGGGGCGGGGCCUGUGUUGUAAAUCCUGGGAGCCAAUCAGAGUGCUUUCCUCUCCAACUGUCAUGUGGUCUAUGCUUAUGAACUGGACUCUGCAAGCCGCUGUUCGAGUCCUCUAUGCUUGCCAUGCAGCAGUAACCAUGACAACAUUCACGUCUAUUAUGGAAGAUUAUUUAUGCUAACUGGAGGACGUCCAUGACAGAUUGGAGGCAAAAGCAGUUUGCUUGUUUUUGUCCUCGUUAGCAGCAGUAAAUGUGACCUUUUGCAUCGUGGUUAAAAGUAGGCAGGGCUACCUUUGCAAUGUCAAAUGUCACAUUCCACAGAGUGGGCGGGGCUCUUCUGGUCAUGCCGGACUUACGAGGCGUUCAUGCUCCUCGUCAAGAAAAAACAAUAGCAAGACUGCUAACGGCUAACGACAAGCCGAGCUGCGAUCUUGCUGCAAGAACCCAUUUUGUUUUUUGGUGACUUCCUGUCGCAAAAUUCAUUGUUAUACGAACACGUGGUGCUCUGCGUAGGUGUGUAGGUCAUGCAAAGGUCAUGGAGUACUUUUGUUGUCAGAGUGCAGCUGCAGGUUGGGGGCUGGCGGGUGGGGGUGGGGUGAGGUGCUGGGGGGAGGGUCCAGACCAAGACAAGAAGAGGGAGCGGGCCAACUGACCUUUCUGCCGGAGUCCUUGUGUCCGCACUCGCCUUUGUCAUACCACCACUUGUUUUUCAACUUGUCUAAGAUGGCUUGUUCAUUGAGCUUGAGAACGGCCAGGUUUA